CGCUGUGGUUUCGGUGCCGGCAGCGGGCAGGCGGCCUAAUGAGCUCUCGGCACGCACCUCUGCGCCAGCGGCCCGCCCAGCGCCCUCGCCCCUGCUUGCCCGCGCCCCUGCCCUACGGGGACCCUGCGGCCCGCCCCAGCGUCACCCCCGGAACAUCUGGGUUUCAUCUCGGGACCCGGCUGCGGGGUCCCCGCUGGAGUCUGCGCUGGCGGAGGGCGGCUGAGAUCUGCUAGGCGGCCCUGGGGGACCUGCGGGCCUGACCAUGGGGCCCCAGAGCCGGGAAACCUGGGCCCAACGCCUGGGCACCUUCCGAGCCAGCCCAUCCGCCUUCAUGGCAGGUCCCGAGGGUGAGGAUCUGGCUCGUGACCUGCUGAGCGACCUGAGAAGUGAGAAGCUGAGCGAGCCGACUAAGGUUUCCUUGCUGGCCCUGAGCUUGGAGUACCCAACCCAGCUGUGGCCGGACGCCUCUGCGGCCGAAGCAGCCGCCAACUCCCUGUUGGAUACCCUGGUCCUUCUACCCCCGCGGCCUUCGGCUCUGCGGCGGCCCCUGUUGCUGGCUGCCACCACAGCCUUGGCGGCAGGAGGUGCGCUAGGCCCCACCUCGGGAGCCUCUCGCAGGCUUCUGCCCCUGCUGCUUGGCUUGGCCUCAGGCCGAGAUCUGGGGCGAGGUUUUAGCCCUGCUUCGGAACAGCGCCCCCUGCAGGCCACGGCGUGGGAGUGCCUACGGGAGCUGGAGAGCUGCAAGCCUGGGCUGCUAGGGGGCUGCCUGGGGCUGCUGCACAGCCUGCUGGGGCAGGAGGGCCCUGUCCAGCCUCUCAGCCUGCUGCUGGCACUUGCUCUGCGAAACGCCUUGAUGAUACAAGCCAGGGCCAGGGCCGGCCUACAGGGCCUGCUGAUGGCUGGGGACUGUCCCACUGAGGGUGCUCCGUGGAACUGGACACUAGCAGAGGCAGGUGAUGCCCACCUUCAGCCCCAGGCACCCAGUUGGCCAGCAGCUGAGGAGGGGGAGUGCGGCCUUACAGCGCUGGAGCUCAGUCCUGAGGAGGCCCGGGAGCUGCGGGCUGCCGUGGCCCAGCUUCUGGAUGCCUCCUACCUGCUCACUCCUGUGGCUCAGGCCCAGCUUCUGUGGCUGCUGGGCUGGGCCCUGCGGGGUCUUCGGGGACAGCCACCAGUGCUCUUCAAGCCACAGCUGGUACGGCUGCUGGGCACAGCACAGCUGACGCUGCUGCACGCCGUCCUGGCCCUCAAGGCGGCCUUUGGCGAGGCACUGUUCACGGCCCAGGACGAGGCCUUGCUGCUUCGCCGGCUCAUCUUGGCUGCCCAGCACCCGGCCCUGCCGCUGCCCGCCCAUCUCUUCUGCCUGCACUGUCUCUUGAGCUUCCCUGAGAACUGGCCGCUGGGCCCUGCAGGCGAGGAGGCUGCCCCACUGCUGCUGGGGUCCCAGCUAUGCCGUGGCCUCCUGCCCAGUCUCCUGCAUGACCCGAUGGCCCUCCUGGCCCGCUUGCAUCUGCUGUGCCUGCUCUGUGUGGAAGACGAAGACAAGGAGGAGCAAGGCCAGGAUCCGAGCCCCCGGCGCUACCUGGAGGAGCUACUGGCCGGCCUGCGGCAGAGGGCAGCCCUGGACGGCGGCCCCCGGGCCUUGGCCACGCUCUGCUUCCAGGCCUCUUACCUGGUUGCUCGCUGCCUGGCUGGACACCCUGUGGUGCUGACGCCCUUGACCCAUGGACUGGCCCAGCUGUACCGAGCCCGGCCUGCCCUGACUCCCCACUUUGCAGAUCUCCUGGAUCAGGUGGGCCCCGAGCUGGGGGAACCCUUGAAGGUGGUCUUGAGGCAGGAGGUGGUGUCCAGGCCAGGCAGGGAUGAGGCCCUUCGUUGGCACCUGCAGAUGCUGGCGAAGGUGGCAGACGGGGAUGCCCAGGGUGCCACGCUCAGCUUUUUGCAGGCCGCGGCCACCCACUGCACGGACUGGGGUCUCCAGCAGGCCCUGCUAAAGGUCUGCCGGGCCCUACUGCGGGCCGGGGUCGUGAGGGGCCUGGCGGACUUGCUGCAGGCGCUGGCCAGGCAGCUGGAGGACCCUGAUGGGCGGGACCACGCUCGCCUCUACUAUGUCCUCCUGGCCCACCUGGCGAGGCCCAAGCUGGGGGUGGCCCUGGGCCCCUCCCUUGCUGCACCUGCACUGGCCUCUUCGCUGGUGGCUGAGAAUCAGGGCUUUGCUAAGGCACUGAUGGUGCAGGAGGCCCCGGCCCCAAUUCGGCUAAGCCUGGGUCCCCGCAGAGCUGAGGGCCCAGUCCCAGUGCUCCAGCUCCAGGUGGAGGUGCUGGAGCCAGUGUAUUCUCUGGAGCUGCGCUUCAGUGUGGAAAGACAGCUCUAUGCACCCCUGGGGGCUGUCCACGUGCCCUGCCUGUGUCCCAGCCGCCCUGCCCGCCCUCUGCUCCUGCCUCUGCAGCCCCGACGCUCGGCUCCCGCGAGGCUGGCUGUGCGCGCCCUGUACACCACACCCGCGGGCCUCACGUGCCACGCUCACCUGCCUCCCCUGCUCGUGAGCUUCGCUGACCUCUUUCUCCCUUUCCCCCAGCCCCCCGAGGGGGCCAAGGAGGACUUCUUUGAGGAGCUCUGGGACUCCUGCCUGCCGAAGGGCGCCGAGAGUCACUUGUGGUGCCCUCUCGGGCCGCAUGGGCUGGAGGCCUUGGUGUCCCGCCACCUGGAACCCUUUGUGGUGGUGGCCCAACCCCCCACCAGCUACUGUGUCGCCAUCCAUCUCCCCCCGAACUCAAAGUUGCUGCUGCGGCUGGAGGCAGCCCAGGCGGACGGUGUGCCUGUGGCCCUGCGGACAGAUGACUGGGCAGUGCUGCCGCUGGUGGGGGACUACCUCCGUGGGCUGGCAGCUGCUGGCUGAGCCUGGGGCCAGGCCAGGUGGGAGCAGGACUCCGGCCGUGGCAGGCGCUUGCCUGGGGAGAGCUGCUGAGCCAGGAGACCGUCCCGUAGGCCUGUUCUUUAAAAAAACCUACACUUUGCUAACGA
This is a messenger RNA of Phacochoerus africanus (Common warthog), 3021 nucleotides long. It is a transcript of the gene AP5B1, whose product is annotated as adaptor related protein complex 5 subunit beta 1. The coding region runs from base 263 to 2896 and encodes 877 amino acids. Gene Ontology annotation, biological process: endosomal transport. Gene Ontology annotation, cellular component: AP-type membrane coat adaptor complex; lysosomal membrane. The record is from RefSeq and is a predicted model, not a curated record. Lineage: Eukaryota; Metazoa; Chordata; Mammalia; Artiodactyla; Suidae. The transcript is spliced from 3 exons.